This is a messenger RNA of Amoebophrya sp. A120, 2486 nucleotides long. The record is from the annotation of a GenBank genome assembly. Lineage: Eukaryota; Dinophyceae; Syndiniales; Amoebophryaceae.
GCUCAAUGAGCUGCACUGCCUACUGGAUCGCCCAAACCACGCACGCUGAUGUGGUGUGCUGUAAGUUAAGUAGGAAAAGUAACUUAUACCAAACGGUAAUAUUCUGAUCUGACCGCAGAUACGUGCUGUACGAGUUGAGCUGUUUAAGUACAAUACUAUCACCUCGGAGUGCCCCUGCUGUGGUUAAUAAUACCGUGGACUUUGAGCUGAUAUUGAUAGCAAAAUAAUGUGAACGUUACGACGACGACGUAGAUUUGCAUUUGUGCAAACAUUGCUGACCAUUGCGUCGUUGACCAGCAUGUACAGGUUCUAUACCCAUUUGUUUCUUCAGUGCUCAGUCCGAUGCGCCGGAUUAUCGGAGCGCAUUGAUCAACCCCACGACUACGUGGCGAAGUACCGAGUCGCCGAUGACCGCAGUGUCCAUUCCGAGGAAGAGUACGACGCCGCGGACCAGCUCAAACUCUUCGAUGACUAUGCGGAUCUGUGGGCGGAUCGUUCGAGCGCAACUUCCUGUUGGAAAGAUGGCAAGGUGGAGACGUUCAAGAAUUAUGAUGCGUGUUGCGUCGACGACGAAACCAAUCCAGUCCUUGUUAAGGUACAAAAUCAGCUGGCCAGGCGCGCUGAUCUACAACAUGAUGCAAGUGUACCGGAGAGAUCCAACCACGAACCAGUUUCCGGUGUUGACGUACACGCACAGUCCAAAGCAAGACCUUGCUAUCAUGCGCAAGCGAGAAAGUUCAAAAAGUACUGCAGUCAGCUCCGAAUUCACUCAUGACAUGCAAGCUCCAGAGUUUUCGUAUCCCCAGCAUCCGCUUUUACAACAUGUUUCGCGGAAUAAGCCGUGGCAGGAGUACGCGUUCCCCAUGCGGCGUAAACGAGGAAAGUGCGCAGUUCCGAACGCCUGGACGGACUUCGUCGAAGAGCAGCUAUCCAUUGCACAGAUCAUGAAUCGUGUCAUGGAGCAGUAUGGUCCGUCAGAUCCGAGUGUUGUGAAGGCAAUACAAGCGAUAAUGUCGACACCACCCGAAGGCCAAUCGGUGACGGUUUUUGAUGAUGCAGGCUCCGCGAAGCGAACGACUGUGACUCGUGGGAUGCUCGUCCGCCAACUGCUUGAAGGAAAGCGAUUUCGCAUCGAGACCGAUAGUCAGUUCUUUCAAACGUGCUGCAUUUCUGACAUCAUGCACCGUAUUCCGCUGGCGAAGCAUCUCUUCGCGGGUUUGGGGCAAUUCGUUGCCAGUAACAUCACUCAAUUAUGCCCGCACGGGAUCGGAAGCUUUGGCGGCCAGGCAGCAGAUCCGGCAAAGCUGGUGUGUGUCAGUGACUUUCUUCGUGUGACGAGCGCUGGUGUGGCAAGCAGUGCACGAACUGGCGCUGCUGGUGCGAUGAAUAGUCUCCUUGGCCACUUGAAGGCCGCAAUCGAAAGUGUUGGUGUGCGACCGAAAAAAAUGCUUGUCAUCAGUAUUGGUAGCAACGAAGAUUGGACGUUCGAGGAAGCGAUUCAUCUCUGGGUGAGAAAGAACGUGCAGAAUACGACAAGGGCCGCAAUGUACCACACAACACCGCGACCUGAAGCUCACGACGCAGAGCAGCUCAUCAUCCAUACGUUUGACUGCACGACAGAAACAACAAGUAAGCCGGAGAAUUCGACUCGGCCGAGUUUUAUUCGCUUCCAUCCAGUGUGCAUUGUAGGAGAAAAGGAGUUCGAACGCUAUGAAAGUCGUUCGCGCCAACAACUAAACCGAGACGCAGGCGAAGCUUCGGAGAUCAUCCCGCUAUUUGAAAACGAACACGACUCGCAAGACCCCGGUUCCAGCAGUACAGUGCUACACAAGCUUACAACAUGGCGACGGCUAUUGGAGAACCUGUUCGAGGAAGAGGGUUGUGACACGACAUACCAGUGUCGCGUGCCUCUGCUAAAAAUUGACGUCGACGGCUGGGAAUGGGCGGUCGCAAAGGAACUCUUUUCGUUUGGACAACACGGGACCGAGAGUGCAUCUUCGAUUGCAGCAGAGCUACAACCAACUCAAAUCGCUAUGGAGCUGCACCUUUGGGUCCCGGUGCAAGCCGGGGUGCUGACCGAUUUCUUUCCUGCAGAAAGAAACGCGUUUGUCGAUCCGAAGCGUAUUCGCUAUAAAACAAGAAACGGUGAAGAAGGACACGGAGACGACACAGAUGGAGAUGCCGCUCAAGGCAUCCCUGCUACCUCUUCGUUAAUCUACAAGGUACCGGGCAACGAAACAAUUGCACUGACUAGAUUUUUUCGCUACGCACGAGACAGUGGGUAUUUCCUGAUGGGUAAACUGCCAAACCCAUACAAUCCCGGAGCUACAGAAGUUUUACUGAAGCGGCAUACUUCAUCCUCAUCAAGCAAUAACCGACCCCGCGGAUUGACUUCGCACACUACCACUCAGCGAAAGAUAUGAUAUCUUCGGCGCGCUUUUGUUCACCGUCUUCAAGUCCGUAGACGUCACGGCAUUGAGAAUGUG